Nerophis lumbriciformis (worm pipefish) is the source of this 1188-nucleotide messenger RNA. The record is from RefSeq and is a predicted model, not a curated record. Lineage: Eukaryota; Metazoa; Chordata; Actinopteri; Syngnathiformes; Syngnathidae.
AUGUGCUCCCGCCUUUGGUUCGUGACCGACCGACGUAUUAGCCAGGAAUAUCCCCAAGUUGAGAUCCUCCGGGCAUUGAAGGAGCGCUGCGCCGAGGAGGAUGUGGAAUUCCGCUCUCUUCUCAUGGAUCAAAUCGUGCUCACCAUCAGUGAGGGACAAUUAGGCCUGCAAGUGGAUCAAGAAACGGUGACAUCUUAUCCACAGGUGGUGGUGGUGCGGGUGCCCACACCAUGGGUGCAGUCAGACAGUGACAUCACGGUAUUGCGUCACCUAGAGAAGAUGGGCUGUCGGCUGAUCAAUCGUCCUCAGGCUAUACUCAACUGUGUCAACAAGUUCUGGACCUUUCAAGAGCUAGCUGGCCAUGGCGUGCCUCUUCCUGACACCUUCUCAUAUGGGGGGCAUGACAACUUCCGAAAGAUGAUUGAUGAGGCAGAACCGCUGGGCUACCCAGUAGUGGUGAAGAAUGCACGUGGACACAGAGGCAAGGCUGUGUUCUUGGCGCGGGACAAACACCACCUGACAGACCUGUGCCACUUGAUCCGUCAUGACACACCCUACUUGUUUCAGGAGUAUGUCAAGGAGUCACAUGGCCGUGAUGUACGCGUGGUCCUAGUGGGCGGCAGAGUCAUCGGCUCCAUGCUACGCUGUUCCACUGAUGGACGUAUGCAGAGCAACUGCUCCCUAGGUGGCGUGGGAAUGAUGUGCCCUCUGAGCGAGCAGGGAAAGCAGUUGGCAACUGAGGUAUCAAACAUCCUUGGUAUGGACGUGUGCGGCAUCGACCUCCUGCAGCUCAACGACGGCUCCUUUGUGGUGUGCGAGGCCAACGCCAAUGUGGGCUUCAUCGCCUUCGAUCAGGCUUGUGGCAUGGACGUGGCAGGCAUCGUAGCUGACUACGCUCUUUCCAUGCUCCCCAAUCGCCUCACCCGUAAGAUGUCUUUGCUGUCUGUGGUGUCGAGCACCAGCGAGACAAGCAGCGAGCCUGAAGUGUGUCCGGUUCCCUCCGUGGGGGGCUCCCUGCCCGAGGCGGUGUGCAACAUGAGCGUGGGUUCCACCUCUAGCGAGAGCGACCCCGAGCUUGCCGAGCCUUCCCAGUCACCUCCCUGCCAAGCCUCAGGUCCGGGUCUUCCUGACCCAACCUACAACUUCAACACGUUGCUCGCCAGCGAGAUCAAGCUAUUGACUGAGUGA